AUGGUUGCAAGCUUCCCUUUGAACCUAUGUAUAGUAAAAAUCACCACCGCCUUGCCCAACGUUGCAACAGCCCGGUCACGCCACGGUGUCGACACCGCCAUCAUCCUGCGGAGGGUCUACCCCCUGGACAUCAUUGACAGCUUCAAGCGGAUUAUUGAUCCAACUUACUGGUGGCAGUAUCGAACGACGCCGGCUUUUGACUUGUACACCACAUCAGCCCAGCCCGUCCUGCCCCAGCUGAAGGCGGCAGGCAAGACUCUGAACACAAUUGUCGGUUCAUGUAGAUACUCUUGGCUUCGUGUCAGCUCUGGCCAUCGCGCUACGGCUGGGAUGCGCAUUUUGUACCUGGUCGAAAAUCAGGCAGCCUUCCCGGAUUGGGAAAAAAAAAAGUGCGAACAUCACCAACGGAGCAUUCAUCAGCGUCCACGCUGCGCCUCAUUCGCCAGCAGUCUGGGUGGUAAUCGUGCAGACACUCUCAUUAAUCUCUUUGAUGCCAUCUUCAAGCAGCAGAAUAAGUGUUGGUAG
Messenger RNA from Puccinia triticina, 525 nucleotides. RefSeq lists its product as uncharacterized. The coding region runs from base 1 to 525 and encodes 174 amino acids. The record is from RefSeq and is a predicted model, not a curated record. The transcript has 2 exons. Lineage: Eukaryota; Fungi; Basidiomycota; Pucciniomycetes; Pucciniales; Pucciniaceae.